AUGUGGCCUGUGGACGAAGAAAUUACUUGGACUAUAUUCAAGGAACCUUUCCGCAAGUACCAUAUUCCCGCCGGUAUUAUGAAGGUCAAGCAGUGCGAAUUCCUCGCUCUCACCCAAGGAAGUCCGUCAACUCUGGUAAACAAAGCCCUCAUUGUAGAAAGGGAACAGAAGCCCGUGCAUGACAACAGGCCCACUAAUAAUGAUCACAAGCGCAAAUUCGAGCCUAAGAAGGAUGGACAACCAGUGCAGAAGGCUCGUACCUGGCAGCAGACUCAGGUCGAGUACAAGCCCAAUUGGCAGCAGAACGUGAACAAGACCACUACUCAAGUCAAGAAUGUCGUGACCAGCCCGAUGCGUGAAGAAUGUCAGCACAACAAUUCAUGCUUCAAUUAUGGGCAAACCAUACACUAUGCCAGACAGUGCCCCAAGAACGGCAAGCCAAAUGCUCCAUCCAGGCCGCAAGUCAACCACAUGGAGCUAUAUCUUGCCCAGAAGACCAUCCAAGGGCAAGUUCACCAUCUCUCCGCAAAUGAAGCCCAAGAGGACCCAGAAGUCGUCAUUGCAGAAGGCAUAUAUGUGGUUCCAAGUAAGGUGAAGGACGUGCUUGAUUGGACGGCACCCACGACAGUAUUUGAGAUCCGAAGUUUCCUUGGACUAGACGGAUACUACCGCCGCUUCAUUGAAGGCUUCUCUAAGAUUGCCAAGCCAAUGACAGAGCUCCUCAAGAAAGAUAAGAAGUUUGAAUGGACUGAGGACUAUGAGAAAAGCUUCAAUGAGUUAAAGACUAGGCAGACAACAGCACCUGUGUUGACCCUGCCAGACAUCUACCGUACCUUUGAUGUAUAG
Aegilops tauschii subsp. strangulata is the source of this 846-nucleotide messenger RNA. Lineage: Eukaryota; Viridiplantae; Streptophyta; Magnoliopsida; Poales; Poaceae. The record is from RefSeq and is a predicted model, not a curated record.